Messenger RNA from Hemibagrus wyckioides, 3217 nucleotides. RefSeq names its product cyclin-O protein B. The transcript is spliced from 3 exons. Lineage: Eukaryota; Metazoa; Chordata; Actinopteri; Siluriformes; Bagridae. Bases 140 to 1093 code for a protein of 317 amino acids. Gene Ontology annotation, molecular function: cyclin-dependent protein serine/threonine kinase regulator activity. The record is from RefSeq and is a predicted model, not a curated record. Gene Ontology annotation, cellular component: nucleus; cytoplasm; cyclin-dependent protein kinase holoenzyme complex. Gene Ontology annotation, biological process: mitotic cell cycle phase transition; regulation of cyclin-dependent protein serine/threonine kinase activity.
CACGAGGAGGUAAUGCGCGCUAAGCUACCCGGGAAAAACCUCACAUCCCACGUCACGCUGUCCAACAAAGUCAUGGUUUGGGUUCGGGACAAAGUCAGAGGGUGCGAGAUAAGAAAGCCGGAGUGCUGUCAGAGUGAAGAUGUCCACUUUAAGUGAUUCUGGUUUUGAAGAGGACCUCCACAGUCCUUCUCCAUCUCCUCUUCACUCCACUCGGACCUGGUCAGCACCCACAUGCGACAGACUGACAGCUGACUGCCUUCACAGUGACUACGACGAGAGCUGCUUCAUCAUUCAGAGAAACAACCAGGAGGGCUUCCUUGCUCUGGACUGUUUGGCUCGUCAACCACAGAUAACCGCCGAGGCACGCUGUAAACUAGUGAGCUGGCUCCUAGCUGUUUACAAACACUUCAAGCUGUCCUUCGAAUCCUGCUGCUUGGCCGUCAACAUCAUGGACCGCUUUUUGGUCACAACAUCGGUGGCAGCAGAUUGUUUCCAGUUACUCGGCGUGACGUCUUUACUGAUCGCCACCAAACACGUUGAAGUUUGCUCCCCACGCAUUAAGCAGCUGCUCUCACUUUGCUGUGACGCUUUCUCCAGAGAGCAGCUCUGCAAUCUUGAGUGCCUCAUUCUCCUCAGACUCAACUUCCGCUUGGCUGCACCGACUCUCGCUUUCUUUCUCGACUACUUCAUCAGCCGUGAGUUAUCCAGAUACACGCCCGGAGCGGAGGAAACAAUCCUCGACGGAGAAAACAAGCCCCGGUGCUGGAAAGCCAGUGAAGAGCAGCUCUUCAGCAUAAAGAGGUAUAAAUGUUUAGCGGGUAAAGUGUGUGAGCUGAGUCUGGCAGACUACGCUUUUAACAAAUACCAACCGUCUGUGAUCGUACAAAGUGCCAUAAACCUGGCAAAGGACCUGUUAAGGAGACAGUCUUCAGUGGAACACACCAGCUCUUCAGAGAUGUUAGACUUUCUCUGUGUCAGAGAUGAAAAAUCACAUGGUUCGGACCAUUGUGCUUUAACCCAGCAAUGCACACAACAGCUACAGCUAUUAGUGUCUCUCAAUCAAGAGUCAGUUCAGGACUUAAUAACACUCUGAACCAGCACUGUCACGUCUUCUCCAGGACUUUUGUAUUUACUUUUCUUUAAAUAUGAAGGAUGAAUAUGUUAUUAAAAUGUUAUUAUAUUUUGUGUUGAUAGAUAUAUUGAUUCAUGAUAUUUUUUAUUUGAUAUGAUUAUGCACAUUCAUCUGGGUUGUCUGUGGUUUAGACUGUUCAAAUAACACAAGUAAUAUCUUAAUUAUUCUGUAUAGACCCUAUUACUGCUAAAAAAAAAGCAGUUUCUGAAUAAGAAACAAUGCACGAUAGACACUGAAUGAAUUAAACAGGCCAAGAUCAGGUCUUCAGCUUCGCUAAAUAUAAGUGUAUGUAGUAGACAAAACCCUUCAGCUUUAUUGACUAAGACAAAUAAUAAUGCAAAGAACAGCAAGCAAACAUAAAAACAGUUCAUUAAUGCUCAAUAAGCUCAAGUAUAUCUUAUUAGGUGAUUAUAAACGAAACAAGACCUGUGAUGAAUCAAAAAUAGUACAUUUGUAAAAGAAUCUUGACUCAUCUUAUACUGAUGUAUUAAUCAUGUUACAAACACUUGUGUAGUUUACAGCUUGUGGUGAAACUGUAGGAUGGUCCAUCCAUCUAUUUUCUGUAGUGCUUGUCCUACACAGGGUCACAGGGAACCCAGAGUCUAGCUCAUGCAGUCAGGGCACAAGGUACAGGAUCCCUGAACAAGGUGCCAGUAAAUCACAGGGCACUAUCACACUCAAACACUACAUUUAGAUUUAUGGCAUUUGACGCCCUUAUCCAGAGCAACUUACCUUAUUUUUAUACAAAAAAGCAAUUGAGGGUCGAGGGCCUAGCUUGAGGGGGGGACUUCCCCCACUACAGACAAUUUAGGUAACACGAUUAUGGAUUGAGGGGGGGAAACUAGAGUACCACGAGGAAACCCCUAAAGCAUGAGAAUGCAAACUCUGCACACACACACAGCUUUAUACAUAAGCACUUUAUUAUACACAUGAUAAUGUUUUUAAGCUGUGUAUUACAGGAUUAUUCUGUGCUAUAAAUAGUAACAAUGAUGAUGAAUUCCCAGCUCUUAGAUCCAUAGGGAGAAAAACACAAGCAAAAGUAUAAAUCACUCAUCCCUAAGGAUUGGUUUAAUACAUUUGUGUUAAAGAGUCCAAAAAUUGUCUGAGGCAGAACUAAUCGAAGCGUAUAAUGAAGAGGAUAAUGGUUAACGGCUUUUACCUAAGGGACCUACAGUUAGUGGUUCAAUAAACCUGGGAUUUGAACUCAUACCAUUCGGGUCAAGCAGUGUAUCUAUGCAGCACAGAUUGCUUUAUUUGGGCGACGGAGUAGCCGUCCGGUUCAGAAAUUCAGGAAAUUCAAGCAGAAUGACUUCACACACGUCUGCUAUACGGAAUCUCGAAUUUGGAAAACAGCGUGUGGGAAUUAAGAGCAUGACGCAAAAGACAGUCUCCUAGCAAAUCAAGUAGCAACAAAUAGACAAUAAAAUCAAAUUUACGGAUUUUUCCAGCCCUUCACGGAGCAUGCAAACAGAUGGUGUUUUAUGUUGCCUUUAAUUCCUCUGUGAAAUUGUACUAAAAGCAGAUGUCUGAUGAACUCAUGACAGCUGGGACAGGGUGGGCGGAGGAGGUACGCCUCUGUCCCCAGCUGUCAAUCAUGCGGAAGCCUGUGGAAACAGGAAGGUGCUCUGGGUGGAGAGAAAACUAUGUGAAAUAUUCCGUUUAUUUGGUAGAUAAUUCAUCAUUGCUGUGCAUUUGCUGAUUGCCGUUCCUCUGAAAAUGUUUUCCAUGCACAUGGAUGUCAGAGCUAUUUUUCUUCUCUCUUUAAAAGACUCUGAGAACGUAGACUUCCACUUAGCUAGGAGAUUAAAACCAGACUAAACUAUCUUAUUGUCAAAUUGGGUGGUUUUUAGCAGUUUGUGUAAUCACUUUAGAAAAUGAUAGGCAGGAAAUGAUUACAAAUUGUAUUUCCAUUGGUGCGUUGUGACCUUAGGAUGAGAUAGACGUUAGUGAUGGGGUGCGAUCAGAACCUUAUAAUGCAAAGGUCACAAUAUGAUGAGUGUCAUUUACUUUUUCAGUGUUAUUUGGCGAAAUAGAUCAUCCUAGUGCAGAGUUUUAGAUCAGCCGGCAGGGUUACAGAUAUUUUUG